CGAAAGUGGAUGGUAUGCCUCAGUCAUGAUAGAUGCGCUCAAGGUACGGUGAGGGUGUCUGCUGCUUGUUUCGCGUAAGUAAAUGUGAUGCGGGAGUGAGAGAAGAGAAGAGACGAGAAGAGAAGAAAAGAGAGGCUGCCCAGGUACAUGCAGUGAAUGCAUUUCAGCGGGCCCGCUAUCGGUAGCUCCCACGGUAGUGCGAUACUUAAUUCAGUGGGGCGUGGGGGUGCUGUGCUGGCCAUCAGAGGCGCAAAAUCCCCGAGACCGCAGCGUGGGAGCGACGAGAGACUCGCCUGUAAUGAGAGCACUGACGCGGUAGACUGUUGUGUGCUGAUUGCGUGUAUUCCUCUCAGUUUUUCUUUUUAUUUGGUACUAUCGUAUUUUUCCUACUUGAUAAUAUUUUGUGUGUUAAAAUAUCUAAAUAUUUUUUUGUGUAGACUGGCCGCCUUGUUAAUCCGCAAAUGGGGUGCCAAAUAACGACUGGAAGCUUGAGUAUUGGAUAGCAGUUCUUUCUAUGACUAUAUAAGUGAUAUCA
Messenger RNA from Trichoderma asperellum CBS 433.97, 535 nucleotides. The record is from RefSeq and is a predicted model, not a curated record. NCBI's taxonomy places the organism in Eukaryota, Fungi, Ascomycota, Sordariomycetes, Hypocreales, Hypocreaceae.